GACUGUUGUCAAAUUUACUCAGAUCCAAGAUACCUUGGAUCGAUUAAAGUGGUACUGGACAUAGUGUCUCCUUGACGCUUACUGACCAUGCGCACAACUGGGAUUUCACCACUUAACGAAGCUAUUGUCCACAAGAUAUGCUCAGGCCAAGUAGUUGUAUCUCUCGCCUCUGCCGUUAAAGAAUUAGUGGAGAACAGCAUUGACGCUGGCGCCUCGAAGAUAGAAAUAAAGCUUAAAGAGCAUGGCAGCGAAUCGAUUGAAGUGCUUGAUAACGGACAUGGGAUAAAGGAAGCGGACUUUGAGACAAUUAGCAGGAGACAUUCAACUUCCAAGUUGCGAGACUUUGACGGCAUUCAAUCGGUGAACACUUUCGGUUUUCGUGGUGAAGCUUUGUCUUCCUUAUGUCAACUUGCGAAAGUUGUCUUGCACACAUGCGCUGCUGAUGCUGCGGUUGGGACUCGCGUGGAGUUUGAUUCCAACGGGAACAUCACAUCUCGGCGUCCACUUGCGCGACCAUCCGGCACCACGGUUAUCGUGAACCAAUUAUUCCACGAUCUUCCGGUUCGCCGGCGCCAGCUCUUAGACCCCAAGCACCUGGCAAAGGAAUUCACCAAGUUGGUGAACUUAUUGACUGCUUAUUGUCUUGGUGCCGCUGGGGUUCAAAUAACUUGUUAUCGGCUCACAACAUCUGGGGAAAAAUCAUUGGUCGUCUCCAACGGCUCUGCUGACUCCAUCCGAACCAAUAUCUCCUCUGUCUACGGAUAUGCGCAAUUGAACAGUUUGAUCCAGUUGGCCCAUAUUGAUGAGAUUCCUGCUGAAAUUCUCGAUGAAUUCAAUUUGAAACCGUCCGAAGAAUUGAAGUCUAUCAGCCUGCAAGGCUUUAUCAGUAGACCAGCAAACGACACAGCAAAUAAUUCCCCGGUUUCCACAGGCCGUCAGUCUUCCACUGGUCGUUCAUCAGCCGAUCGACAGUUUGUUUACAUAAACAAACGGCCUUGUGACAUGGCAAGAGUUACACGACUUGCCACUGAUUUGUGGCGCCGUUGUUGUCGUGAAGCUCUUUCUGUCUCCACCGACGGGAUCCGCAUGCCCAUUCAAAGUGCUUGUUCCCAGUUCCCGUUUCUAAUCCUGAUGUUCGAUUUACCUACUGCAACUGUGGACAUCAAUUUGACUCCUGACAAGCGAACGCUCCUGCUGCAUCACGAGCGGUAUGUGUUGGCGUUCACCAAAGCGGUUCUGGUACGGACGCUUUUUGAAUCCAGGGGCAUUGAUCUGGCCUCUUUGACUAAUCAUUGUGUCAGCCUUGAUCAUUCUGUUAUACCCCUGUCGGACGGUUCACCGAGGCGUGAUGACACUUCAUUCCUCUCCUCUGACGCUAUCACUCCUGAUCGCAAGCGUCACUCCUCCUCAGCGCUAUCAAAUCCACUUCCAAAACGAGCUACACCAGACGUCUUGAAUUUUCAUCCACAGUCUGCGGGCAGUUCUACCUCGACUCCAGUACGAGGCGCCGCUAGGCCUGUCGUGUCUUGCCAGGAGAUGUUAGAGAUGAGUGUUAUCCAAACUCCUGCUUCUGGCACCUCGGUUCAGCUUGAGAACAGGAAGCUUGAAGACAGUUAUUUCAACGAGUCGGAAUCGCUUCAUUCCAAAUCUAUAACAGUGGACUUCUCUCUGGAUGAUCUAAGGGAACGAUGGCAUGCUCCACCGGCCGGCAACACCCUGGACACCCUAAAUGUGGAUUCCCACAGCUUUUCUCUCGGUUACUUUCGGGCAACACAAGAUGAGAACGCCGAAUCCGAACUUUCGACUUACUUCAGCAAAUCGUCAUUCGGUGAGCUCCAGAUCGUCGGCCAGUUUAAUCUGGGAUUCAUCAUUGCACGACACCGAAAAGAUCUGUUCAUUAUUGAUCAACACGCGAGUGAUGAGAAGUGCCGGUUCGAACAACUGUGCGAAAAUUACCGCUUUUCGUGUCAGCCUUUGGUCUGCCCUCAACAACUAGCUCUACCCAUCAGCCAAGAACAGCUACUUUUGAAUAAUUUGGACGUUUUCGAGAAGAACGGAUUUUUAUUUAAAGUGGAUCACGCAGCUCCUUGCGGACAGCAAGUGCACUUGGUUGCUACACCCAUGCUGGAAGACAACGUGUUUGGACGAUCAGACAUCGAAGAAAUGCUGUUCGUUCUUGCUGAGGGUUGCUCCCGUCGAUGUCGCCCGUCCCGACUGCGCGAUAUUUUGGCUUCUCGAUCUUGUCGAAGCGCCGUCAUGAUCGGAGAUGCGUUGGAUCGAGGCAAAAUGCUCCGCAUCGUCCGUAACAUGGCAGGCAUGGACCACCCGUGGAACUGUCCACAUGGGAGACCAACCAUUCGGCAUUUAUUCUCUCUCGAUCGACUUGUGGAGGAUUAAACCCUGAUACAUUCUUUUUCCAACUCCCAGAUAUUUUUAUAUCCCUUUUUAUCAUUUCACACUGAGAUUUUUAUCUCUAUUUCGCCUCUUGCGAUCUUUUUGGAAAUACAUACUAUACAUAACUUUACUUCCA
Molecule: messenger RNA, 2530 nt
Organism: Dicrocoelium dendriticum
Lineage: Eukaryota; Metazoa; Platyhelminthes; Trematoda; Plagiorchiida; Dicrocoeliidae
Source: the annotation of a GenBank genome assembly